AGUUGGCAAGAAUUUUCCCCAACGUUUUUGGAUCCUUCUUUCAUCUACCAUUUUUCUUUCAUGCAUUGUAGUUCAUGAAAAUGAUUUUACAUUGAAAAUUUGAUUUUUGAUAAGUUGGAUACCAACCUUAGCAUGACGAGGAUUUGUUGGUGCUAUACUGUGGCUCCAUAAAGUUGUUAAUGUCCAUCUAGGCAUCGUUUUAAAUCGUGGUCCGCAGCCACAAUUCCAGACUCAAUGCUGUAUUUGAAAGUCUAUUAAUUUAUUUUAUAAAAAUGGCUGCUCCAAAAGUGAACGAAAAGUUGCUUGAAGACCUUGAAGUAAUGGGAUUUCCAAAGGCACGAGCAACCAGAGCACUUCAUUAUUCUGGCAAUACCAGCUUAGAGGAUGCUAUAAAUUGGAUCAUUGAUCAUGAGAAUGACAUUGAUAUUGAUGAGAUGCCAUUGGUAGAUGUAGACAUUGAUAUAGAGUCCACUGAAUCAUUCCCUAUCACAGAAGAAAUGAGAAUGAAAGCACAGAGUUUAAGGGUACAAGAGCGCAAAAGGAAAGAGGAGGAAGAGAAAAGAUUGGAGAGAGAACGGGAGAAGGAGAGGAUUCAAGCUGGUAAGAGACUCCUUGAGGCUAAGCGAAUUGCGGAAGAAAAUGAAAGAAAACGGAAUCUAGCAUUGAAAAAAGCAGAAAAAGAAGAAGAGAAAAGAGCUAGAGAAAAAGUUCUCAAGAAACUAGAGCAGGAUAAGUUAAAUAGAAGGUAUAAACAAGGAUUGCCUUUAGAAGGCCAAGCAGCUGUGAGAUCUUCUGCUAUUGAAAUAGAACAAGAAAAGAAGUCAAAGUCUGUUUAUAAUACAACAGCAAAAGCUGAACAGUUAAGAGAAUGUCUGAGGAAUCUCAAGCGUAACCAUCAGGGUGAGGAUGCCAGAGUCAGAAGGGCCUUUCAAACAAUUUUAGUCUAUGUUGGAAAUGUUGCCAAGAAUCCCAAGGAGGACAAGUACAGGAAAAUUCGACUGAAUAACCCAUUAUUCCAGGAUAGAGUUGGAAGUUUAAAUGGAGGUGUAGAGUUUCUUGAGCUGUGUGGUUUUGAGAGAACGGGUGACUUCUUGUAUCUUCCUGAUGAAAAGGUUGACAUGGCACUGUUAAAUUCAGCUGGUUUGGUCCUAAAUUCUGCAAUGACAAAUCCUUUCUUUGGAGUUUUAAGUUCUACUCACAAUUGAGUUUCAGCAACCAUAGUCUACAAUUAGUUUGGAAAGUGGAUAGGCCAAGGCAAAAACAUUUAUAUAUUGUUAAAUUAAAUGUUAAGCAUGGGAAGGAAUGUAACUUAUAUUAUAGAUUUAACAUAACAAUUUUUUUUUAUUGUUGUAGGUCUCGAAUAUUUAAAAUAUACUCUCUUUUUUUUUUUA
Glycine soja is the source of this 1391-nucleotide messenger RNA. RefSeq names its product UBX domain-containing protein 1-like. Gene Ontology annotation, molecular function: protein binding. The coding region runs from base 273 to 1205 and encodes 310 amino acids. NCBI's taxonomy places the organism in Eukaryota, Viridiplantae, Streptophyta, Magnoliopsida, Fabales, Fabaceae. The record is from RefSeq and is a predicted model, not a curated record. The transcript has 11 exons.